This is a messenger RNA of Sinocyclocheilus grahami, 606 nucleotides long. Its product is annotated as protein ADP-ribosylarginine hydrolase-like. Bases 53 to 361 code for a protein of 102 amino acids. The transcript has 2 exons. The record is from RefSeq and is a predicted model, not a curated record. NCBI's taxonomy places the organism in Eukaryota, Metazoa, Chordata, Actinopteri, Cypriniformes, Cyprinidae.
UUUGGAUCUAAGAGGAUUGUCUUUGGGGACUGGGCCAGUAACUUGGCCUGACAUGUAUGGGCCAGCAGAACGAGACGAGGCCUACAAGAGUUUCAGUCUGUCAGGUUGGGCUGGUCGAAGUGGUCAUGAUGCUCCAAUGAUCGCUCUGGAUGCCCUCUUAGGAGCAGGCUCAGACUGGGAGGAACUCAUGAGUCGAGCAGGAUUUCAUGGAGGAGACAGUGACAGCACUGCAGUGAUUGCCUGCUGCUGUUGGGGUCUGCUGUAUGGAAUGGAUGGAGUCCCCCAGUGUAACUAUAAAAAUCUGGAGUACAAGAGCCGACUGGAGAGUGUGGCACAAAAGCUGUAUGCUCUUUCUCACUGAUGAAGUAGAACUGUGAACAGAGAAAAUACAAAAAAAUUAAUAAAUCACAUAGGAAAAAGAUGCCAUGCCAUAAAUUAACAAAUUUAUGUCACUAUGCUGAAUAUUUUAGAUCAGUGAAAAUGCUUUUCAAAUAUAACACGUUUAAGGUAUGUUCACAAUGACAGAAAUUAAAUACAUAACAUUUUGGAUGCAGUUGUUUGACUUCCCAGUUUUGAGCUUAAUCAGAAAUGAAAGAACUUAAACAU